AUGGGUAGCGAGAUUGAGUUGAAAGGCGUGUUGGAGAAGGAGGUCCAAGCUGGUACGGGACUGGCGCGCAACGCACUUUUCGGACUUCAUCUCGUCGAACGAUUGGCGCCCAAACAGUCCAGACCUAAAUCUAUUGGACUCUGUGGUCAGUUCUCAAGACGAAAGCCUGCUCUACUCAGCAUAGAAGCUUGGAUGCUCUACGUGCAACCCUCGUUAUAA
Haemonchus placei is the source of this 219-nucleotide messenger RNA. The record is from the annotation of a GenBank genome assembly. Lineage: Eukaryota; Metazoa; Nematoda; Chromadorea; Rhabditida; Trichostrongylidae.